Dendronephthya gigantea is the source of this 5077-nucleotide messenger RNA. RefSeq names its product collagen alpha-1(XVIII) chain-like. The record is from RefSeq and is a predicted model, not a curated record. NCBI's taxonomy places the organism in Eukaryota, Metazoa, Cnidaria, Anthozoa, Malacalcyonacea, Nephtheidae.
UUUAGGUCAGUAAUCGGUCAAGUCAGGCUUUGUGUUCGUCCACACUACUGUUUACACGCUCGUAAUGGUGUAGCUGUUUUCCUUUAAAUCUGUUGCGAUUAAGUGAAUUAUGGUGUCGCUGUUGCUUGCUACGUUUCUGGUGUUGACAGUCUUUCAACAAGCGAAGAUUGCCAACGGUGUUCCGAAUGAAGAUGGAGACCCUUAUGACCAAGAGCCAAGUUUCAGGAAAUGUUUCUUUGUGAAGGAUGGUAGCGAAUAUUUCAGAAGAUGCGAAGAAAUUGACGGAGCUUUGGAAGAUGAAACUGUGAUUGAUUUAACAAGUGCCAUAACAAUCCCCUUACCCCGAGGGAUCUCAUGGGUCGACGGUCCAAAUGGCCGUUCUGGGGAGCCGGCAUUCCAAUUCAGCAGUGAUUCUGAUGUCAAACGACCCGCGAAAACCAUCCUUCCAUUAUCAUUCCCGAGUGACUUCGCGAUCACAGUGACCGUGCGCCCUAGCAACAACAAAGGUGGCGUAAUCUUCGCCGUAACCAACGAAGAUAAUUCCAAAGUCUUCCUCGGAUUGGAGUUGCUUCCCGUCCGCGGUGAUGGACAGAUAGAUUCUUACACGACGAUCAGGUUUUUAUAUUUGAAUCCGUAUUUUGAAAGCAACGAAACUGUCAGUUUUGUCGUCAACGAGUUCACCAACCAGUGGAUGAGAUUUGCUUUGAGCAAAAAGGGUGACGUCAUAAGCCUGUAUCACGACUGUGGCAAGAAAGUGGAAGAAAAAGUCGCCCAGCAAACGUGGGGAGCCUUCAUUAUUCCUGGAACUAGCUUGUUUUACCUCGGAAAGGCGGGAAAUAAUGCCAGGCAUAACGCUCUCGUGGGUGAAAUCUCAGAGCUCAGACUUCAUCAAGAUCCCGAACAAGCAAAGGAACAAUGCAACAGUUCAGGCGAAAUAUACAAUGGAGAAGUUAGCGGCGAUGGUGAGGACUCUACGGACGGGGGAUCAGCACCCAUGUCGAGCAAGUACACAACCAGGACUGUGUUGAGCACAGGCAAGAUUACUGUCAACCGUGGUGGUGACCUGGAAAUAACAGUUCCGAGUACAAGUAAAAUCGAAGAGAAAUUCGCCACACCGGCAACACAAUUCGUCCAGCCAACCGAUCCUCCUACCAGUAGUUCCCCCAUCCAGAUUUCGACUAAGAGUGCAUCCCCACCUACAACAGAGGCAUCUACAGAACAAAUUACUGAACCCCAAACCACCCCCGAACCCCAAACUACGCCUGAACCUAAGACAACACCCGAACCCCAAACCACCCCUGAACCCCAAACCACCCCUGAACCCCAAACUACGCCUGAACCUAAGACAACACCCGAACCACAAACUACAGCCGAACCCAAAACCACCCCCGAACUUCAAACCACCCCUGAACCCCAAACUACUCCCGAACCCCAGACAACACCUGAACCCCAAACGACACCCGAACCUCAAACCACCCCUAAACCUCAAACUACUCCUGAACCACAGACAACUCCCCUCCCUAAAACCACUCCCAAGUCUACACCUGAGACCAAAACUACUCAAGAGCCGACACCCCAAGCUACAGACCAAAUCCGACCCACUCAACCAGCUGGUGUAUCGGUGACAGGCUCCAAUUUGAUCGACCAAAGCUCAGGGGUUUUUCCUACAUCAUCAUCUGUUACUGAAGUUCUUGAACCAUCGGAAAGUGCUGCAGAAACAACCACCGAACCAGAAGUUGCAACUGUUAAAACAACCAAGAUUUCUCCCACACUAAAUAUUAAGACGGUCGACGCGCAUCUUACUGACAAUAUGAUACCCUGUUCUAUUGAAAGCAAUUGUAAUAAUAUCAGGGGCAUAACCCAGGGAGGGAUAGAACCUACAGUAUUAAAAGGCGAUAAGGGGACUUCUGAAUUACCAAGACAAGGCGAAAAAGGACAAAAGGGUGAAAGAGGUGACAGGGGUCCCGUGGAAAUUUUGAAGCCCGAGAGAGGCGAGAAGGGUAAUAAGGGUGAACAGGGAGUCAAAGGUGACGCAGGGGUGAAUGGUGUUUCGGUGAAAGGUCAAAAAGGCGAUCUCGGUGAAAAGGGAGAGAGAGGAAAUCCAGGAGAGCUGAUUAGCCUCAAGGGUUUGAAAGGUGACAUCGGUUUCCCGGGUACAAAAGGCGAACCAGGAAUAAAGGGUGCUCCAGGUGUUGGUAAACCUGGCCCUCCUGGGCCCCCCGGCCCCACAGGCCUGAAGGGUGUUCCAGGCGAACCUGGAUCCGUAGUCUCAAUGCUCAACACAAGCAGUCAACAGGGUCCACAAGGACCACCAGGUCCUCCAGGAAAACCUGGACGCGAUGGUGUUGGACUGAAGGGUAGAAUAGGAUUUCCUGGAUUGAAAGGAAACAAAGGGGAUACCGGAGCCCAGGGAGAGAAAGGGAAAACAGGGGAUAUUACGGCUGUCAUCGGUCCCAGGGGAGCGCAGGGUCCUCAAGGUUUAAAAGGAGAAAAGGGUGAAGAUGGAGUUCCUGGUGAAAUAGGCUUUAAGGGCGACCCAGGCGUGCAGGGAGACACUGGUAAAAAAGGUGUCAAGGGCGAUGAAGGAUCCAUUGGAAAAAAGGGGGAACCCGGAAGCAGUAUUAAGGGCGACAGCGGUGUCAAAGGUGAAAAGGGUGAGCAAGGAAAAGCUGGUGCCGAGGGGAAAAGUGUGGCUGGCCCUCCAGGACCACCAGGUCCUCCUGGCCCACCAGGACCCGUUCAGGGAGUCUUUGGAAACGACAAUGAUAAUAUUAACAAUAUUGGUGGGGCGAAUGCAGCUGGCCAAGGCUUCAAUGAUCAGAAUAAAGCCAAAGGCGAUACGGGCGAGCCAGGGGUAAAAGGUGAUAGUGGUGAACCCGGUCCUUCGGGACCAAAGGGUGAAAAAGGGGAUGAUGGGGUGGAAGGUCCACAGGGUGAUGCUGGUGCACCUGGUUCCAAAGGUGAUAAGGGAGAGAUUGGUUCUAAAGGUGAUCGCGGUGCCGAUGGGAUACAAGGUGCAAAAGGUGAACAGGGACCACCAGGGGAUUCGAGCAAGACCAAACCAGGUCCGCCUGGACCCAAAGGGGAUGCCGGAGCGGUUGGACCACAGGGGAAACCUGGGGGUAAAGGUGAUGAGGGAGAAAGAGGAUUUCCAGGGGAUGAUGGUCCUAAGGGGGAGAAAGGUGACACCGGGAUUAUUGGGCAACCUGGUGAAACUGGGGAGAAAGGAGAACCUGGAUCGCAGGGUCCGCGAGGUGCACUGGGGCCUAGAGGUGAUAAAGGUGUUCCUGGACUCUCGGUUCGUGGUAAACCCGGACCUCCGGGUCCUCCAGGACCUCCUGGGCCAACAAGAAUAGAUACGAACUCGUUAUCAGGUCCCUCCGACCGAGGCGACAAUGACGAACGAAGAUCCUACGCGGACAAAACUAAUAUGCUUGGGAUCGUCACAUUCUAUGAUGAAGAUGAUUUAUCUCAGGGCGGAGUUUUGACGCCUGAAGGGACAAUAGCUUUUGUUCUUAGUUCUCAAAGCCUGUUUGUUCGUCAUGGUCUAGGAUGGAGAUCGAUACAAUAUGGCAGCGACAUCGUGAGUGUGAAUCCACCAACCGCUCAGCCAACACCAAGUAUAGAUAUUCAGCUACCCCAAGCAGGCGUUGUUGCUCAAUCACCUUAUCUGUACCUUAUCGCGUUGAACGAACCAAUGACGGGGAAUAUGGGUGGAGUGAGUGGAAUAGAUCACAAAUGCUGGAAGCAAUCCGGAAGAGAUGCGGGACUCCGUGGGACAUAUCGUGCCUUCCUUUCUUCCUAUGCCCAGGCCAUUAAGUCUAUCGUGAGAAGACGAGAUAGAGACUUACCUGUGGCUAACCGCAAUGGUGAACAAUUAUUCCCGACAUGGAAAGGCAUGUUCGAAGAUGAUGAAGGUUUCAAUCCUGACACUCCAAUCUUAUCUUUUGAUGGAAAGGAUGUAAGAAAAGACCCCAGAUGGCCUCUCAAACUAAUCUGGCACGGUUCUAAUAGACAAGGUAGUAAUAUGGAAGAUAAUUGUGUCAGGUGGGAUGUUGAAGAAAAAGAUAGUCGUUCAAUGUUCAGUUAUGCCGCUCCUAUCAAUGGAACAACAAGCGUAGUGGAGCCAAAGAAGUUCUACUGUUACAAUCCAUUUAUCGUUCUCUGCAUCCAAGUGGGUGUGCGGCGUUGAGAUAAAAUAUUACCUGGUUUAUCAAGCGUUUAAAUAUUCGGAUUUUCAAAGCUCUUGAGUUAUAUAACCUAUGUUAUUUUGAGUUUAUAUUUGGGUAUUUAGUUCGCCGUUUGCAAGGACAGUCAACUUGACAGUGGAAAUAUAAUUUUGUCGAGGGCUUUGAUUGACAAAGGGGGGAGUCGGUUCAAAAAGGUUUCUGGGUGUGAAAUAUUAGUUCCAAAUUAUAGUUUCACCCUUCGCCAGUUAACCCAGCUAGCGUAGUUGGCCGUGUGCAGUUAUCAAGGCCCCAUUGAGUCUAAUAAUAUUGUAUGUACAUAAUUAAAAUAUAGGAAUUCAGAACUACAGAUUCAGUGUAACCAAGGCUAGGUCAAGAUUAUUUGUACGAGAAACGACGGUGAACCGAAAGAUGUGUCACGAAUCCGCGAAGGUCUGUAUCAUUCCGCGAAGCGUACGAGAUUUUUUUGAAACAGGGUUUUUAAUAAUUGUUAACCGUUUGUGAUAUUUUUGAGUGUCGUACGGAUUUCACCAAGCUUUGCCUCCAUUCAGAGUGUUAGAGUUCUCAUGAGAUUUUGUGGAAUGAUAGCCUUUCGUGAGAUAUGACUACGGUUCAAUUGUUUGACUCGACCGCCUUACAUUUUUACCAAAAUUAGUUUUAACUAACUGACUUUUUACCUGAAAUUUUAAGUACACAAAUAUAGAGUACUUUGUAGCCUAUUUUAUUUAUGUGCACGAAACAUACGUUACAUUCAGAUAUUACUAUAAACAAUAUUAGGUUUUUGACUAUAUAGUACUACAUAGCAAUAUAUACCUUUUGUAUGUAAAUUAUUAUAUUUAUAAAGAAGGAUGAUUAAGAUUUUUACGUUUUUGCGCUCGAUGUCCUUUUCU